Phodopus roborovskii (desert hamster) is the source of this 3154-nucleotide messenger RNA. It is a transcript of the gene Aldh3a2, whose product is annotated as aldehyde dehydrogenase 3 family member A2. Bases 78 to 1604 code for a protein of 508 amino acids. Gene Ontology annotation, cellular component: cytoplasm. The transcript has 11 exons. The record is from RefSeq and is a predicted model, not a curated record. Gene Ontology annotation, biological process: aldehyde metabolic process. Lineage: Eukaryota; Metazoa; Chordata; Mammalia; Rodentia; Cricetidae. Gene Ontology annotation, molecular function: aldehyde dehydrogenase (NAD+) activity.
AGCACCUGCAUCUGCCCCGCGUCGCCAGGACUGUGCCGCCACACCUGCCCGGCUCCGCGUUCUUCACCGGCCCGAUCAUGGAGCGUCAGGUCCAGCGGCUUCGCCAGGCGUUCCGGUCCGGCCGAUCGCGACCGCUGCGCUUCCGAAUGCAGCAGCUCGAGGCCCUGAAGAGGAUGGUGCAGGAGCGCGAGAAGGACAUCUUGGCAGCCAUCGCGGCGGACCUGAGAAAGAGUGAACUCAACGCAUACAGUCAUGAAGUUAUUACCUUACUUGGGGAAAUUGAUUUUAUGCUGGCAAAUCUUCCUGAAUUGGCCUCUGCUAAACCAGCCAAGAAGAACCUUCUAACCAUGUUGGAUGAGGCCUAUGUUCAGCCAGAGCCUCUGGGAGUAGUACUGAUUAUCGGAGCUUGGAACUACCCUUUCGCUCUCAUCAUGCAGCCCCUGGUGGGGGCCAUCGCUGCAGGAAAUGCUGCGAUUGUAAAGCCUUCAGAACUAAGUGAAAACACUGCCAAGAUCUUGGCUAAGCUCCUCCCUCAAUAUUUAGACCAGGACCUGUAUGCGGUUAUUAAUGGUGGUGUCGCGGAGACCACAGAGCUCCUGAAGCAACGGUUUGAUCACAUUCUCUACACAGGAAACACUGCAGUUGGAAAAAUCGUCAUGGAAGCUGCUGCCAAGCACCUGACCCCUGUGACCCUGGAACUCGGGGGAAAAAGCCCAUGUUAUAUUGACAGAGACUGUGAUCUGGACAUCGCUUGCAGACGCAUAACCUGGGGAAAGUACAUGAAUUGUGGUCAAACCUGUAUUGCUCCAGACUAUAUCCUCUGUGAAGCCUCCCUCCAGGAUCGGAUAGUGCAGAAGAUUAAGGAAACGGUGAAGGACUUUUAUGGGGAAAAUAUAAAAGAUUCUCCUGAUUACGAAAGGAUCAUCAAUCUUCGUCACUUUAAAAGGUUACAGAGUUUGCUUGAAGGACAGAAGAUAGCUUUCGGCGGGGAGACUGAUGAGGUCACACGUUACAUAGCCCCAACCAUACUUACUGAUGUUGAUCCUAAUUCCAAGGUGAUGCAAGAAGAAAUUUUUGGACCAAUUCUUCCAAUAGUGUCUGUGAAAAAUGUAGAUGAAGCCAUUAAUUUCAUAAAUGAUCGUGAGAAGCCCCUGGCACUCUACAUAUUUUCUCAUAACAAUAAGCUCAUCAAACGGGUGAUUGAUGAAACAUCCAGCGGUGGAGUCACAGGCAAUGAUGUCAUCAUGCACUUCACCGUCAAUUCUUUGCCCUUUGGAGGUGUGGGUGCCAGUGGAAUGGGGGCCUAUCAUGGGAAGUACAGUUUUGAUACCUUUUCUCAUCAGCGCCCCUGUUUAUUAAAAGGGCUAAAGGGAGAAAGUGUUAACAAGCUCAGGUACCCUCCCAACAGCCAAUCCAAGGUCGGUUGGGCCAAGUUCUUCCUGCUGAAACAGUUCAACAGAGGAGGGCUGGUAAUGCUGAUGCUUGCAUGCGUGGCUAUGGUUGCAGCUAUGAUUGUCAAGAAAUACCAAGCUCUGCCGAGGGGGAAUGCCCUGUUGGCUUCUCUGGCAGUUCACAGACUGCGCUGGUCCAGUAAACACUCAUGAUCAAAUCUCAGCUGUCUGUUGAGAGUGAGGGAUAUCUGUAAUGACUUCCUCUACUAAAUGGUUGCCAAACCAAUACUUUUAAAAUCGUACCCAAGCCAGGAAAUUCACAGAUGUACUGCAAUCAAUUCUAAGUUGUUGCCACUUACCGCUAACAAAACUCACUGUUUGAGCCAAAUUCCAGCGUUUGUCAGCAGUGAAGGUACUGGGGGGAUGUAGAUGCUGGGUCGAGAACAUGUCAUACCAAAUCCCAGCUCCAUCGGGGUGUGUCAAGGAGAACAGUAGCUAUUGCAUCACUUAUUUGCUGAAGUUCGUAGCACUGCCUAAGCCUGCAUCUUCUGCUGCUGGGCGUCAGUAAAGCUCUCAAGUGUCAACAGGACCCAGGCUUAACACCUGCCCUCUACCGCCUGGAAAGGUGGGUUAGGUCUUCCCAGCUCCUGUUAGGGGUUGAAGUAUUAAAACUGGGGAAGUGGAUAUGUCCACCUCAUCCAUUGUGAUGAGACUCUGACCUUCAGGAGCCGGCUCUCCAUUUAAGCAUCCUUUCUUGUUUGUUGCGUAUCACCAUAAGUGUGCGUGGUGCGUGUUUGUGACAGUCUGUUGUGACUGUCCAUGGUGCCUUUGUGAUGACUUAAGCUACACUAGGCCUCUUGCCAAGAAGCAGUGCUUUCUUUGUGAAUACCACUGAAGCAUCUUUGGUCACAACUGUUCCAGAGGCUGAGGCUAGAAGACCCUUGAUCCCCUGAUCCCCAGCCUAGGCUUCAUAGUGAGGACCCCCCAUUCUCUAUAAAGAUCCCUCAAGAUCCUGAAGUUUAAUGUCACACAGAUCCUCAAGGAUAAAUCUUUUCUUGUUCUCAUAGCACGAUGCAAGGAAAUUGUGCUUUUAAAAUUUUAGAGAGAUCCCUUUCUGAAUAAAUCUGGCCUACAGAUCAUACAGCAUGGACCAGCUCCUGUCAUAAACAGGGGGAUGUUAGGAUCUGAGGCUUCCGAACGCAUGGGACAGAGACUGUUGGACAAUGCUGUGGGCUUGUGGAACAUACUGAAAGGGACGGAUGGUGAGAGGAGAUGGUGAGCACGGGGUGGGAGGUGAGGGGUCAUUAUUCUCAUUCAGAUCCUAAUGUGGCUGAGCAGGAAAGUGGCAAAGGAGAUAGAUCUGUGUAGAACUCAACACCCUGCUGCCGGGGCCUGGCUGUGCCUAGAGCUCCAAGCUACAAAGUCCCCACUGCCUUCCUGGGAUCCAGAUUAAGACUUGACCUACUCGAUGAGAAUGUAACUUGCUUUAUUGAAUGUAUAGCCAUCUUUACUGAAUAACCUGUUCUAUCUGUCUGAAGGGUGUUGUCUCUUCUAAAGUAUGAGGUAUCAAAACCAAAUCAUUGACCUGUGUAGCAAGUAGUUGCUCAAGUGGCAAUUGUCCUUAACUAAUCAUAAAAUAUUUUGCACAAAAUCUCAAUGUAAAACUUGCACUUAUUAUUAUAUUUAAUUAUAAAUCAUAACUUUUAGUUAGACUAGAAUACUUACACAUUAUACUGAUCUUCAAAAUAAAUAUAUUUCAUAAA